AUGCCGGUGGACUACUCCAAGAAGCUGGACGCGCUCCGGGAGCUGUACGAGCGUGUCCAGCAGAAGGACGCCAACAUCCCGGAGGACAUGUACGCCGCCGCCGGCGUGAAGAACAAGGCGCGCCUGAAGGAUAUUGAGAAGGAGAUCAGCACCACGAAGAAGAAGGUCUCCCAGGAGGUCAAGAAGGUGACGAACGAGGAGAUUGAGAGGGAGUACGAGGCGCUGGCCAAGGAACACAAGAUGACGGUGGAGGAGUUCAAGGAAACGGUCAUGGGCAAGGAUCGCCAACCCACCGCCGGUAGUGAAUUCUCUGAGCGCCACGCUGCCCAGAGGAGGGAGCGGGCGGAGCAGCGUGAUCUAAAGGAGACCCGCCGCCAGGCUGAGCGCGGCGACUUCGACAUGGCAGUGGACUACGUUUAA
Leishmania mexicana MHOM/GT/2001/U1103 is the source of this 420-nucleotide messenger RNA. RefSeq lists its product as hypothetical. Bases 1 to 420 code for a protein of 139 amino acids. Lineage: Eukaryota; Euglenozoa; Kinetoplastea; Trypanosomatida; Trypanosomatidae. The record is from RefSeq and is a predicted model, not a curated record. The transcript has a single exon.